This is a messenger RNA of Onychomys torridus (southern grasshopper mouse), 1432 nucleotides long. RefSeq names its product actin related protein 2/3 complex inhibitor (gene Arpin). Gene Ontology annotation, biological process: negative regulation of actin nucleation. The record is from RefSeq and is a predicted model, not a curated record. The transcript is spliced from 6 exons. Lineage: Eukaryota; Metazoa; Chordata; Mammalia; Rodentia; Cricetidae. Bases 144 to 824 code for a protein of 226 amino acids.
AACGCCCCGGGCAGGCAGCGCGGUUCCGGGAUCUGCGGGCUGGAAAAGCCUUUGCUGCAGCGACCUCCCGGCUCCUGUCCCCGAGGUGCCCCGCCCCGCGCGCCCGCUGCUUCCUGGAGCUGCUGGGCCUCGGCGUGGGAAAGAUGAGCCGCAUCUACCACGACAGCGUCCUCCGCAACAAGGCGGUGCAGAGCGCGCGAGUGCGCGGGGCCUGGGACCCCGCCGCCCACCAGGGGGGAAAUGGUGUCUUGCUGGAGGGAGAGCUGGUGGAUGUAUCUCGUCACAGCAUCUUGGAUGCCCAUGGCAGGAAGGAGCGCUACUAUGUGCUGUAUAUCCGGCCCAGUUGUAUCCACCGACGGAAGUUUGACCCCAAGGGAAAUGAAAUCGAGCCCAACUUCAGUGCCACCAGGAAGGUGAACACAGGCUUCCUAAUGUCAUCUUACAAGACAGAAGCCAAGGGAGACACUGACAGGCUCACACCGGAGGAGCUGAAGGGCCUGGUAAACAAGCCAGAGCUGCUGGAGCUGACAGAGAGCCUUGCCCCAGACCAGACAGUGGCGUUCUGGAUGCCGGAAUCAGAGAUGGAGGUCAUGGAGCUUGAGCUGGGAACUGGAGUACGGUUAAAAACUCGGGGUGAUGGCCCCUUUAUAGAUUCCUUAGCCAAACUGGAGCUGGGGACAGUGACCAAGUGUAAUUUUGCUGGUGAUGCAAAGACAGGGGCAUCCUGGACAGAUAACAUCAUGGCCCAGAAGUUUUCACAGAGGGACACAGUGGAGAUCCGAGAGCAAGGAGAUGGGGCAGAGGAUGAGGAAUGGGAUGACUGAGGUGACUCCUUCAUCUACCAGCAUCUGAGAUGGUGUCAUUGAGAGGUGGCCAGAUCCGACUUCCACCCUGGAGAGAGCAGUGUUGUCAAGCUGAAUACCAUUUAACACGUUCUGCUGGGAUCAAAUCUAAGACCUCGAGACUCCCAGAGGGUCUCCAGGCUAUGGCUUUUGUAUGUGUGUGUUUCUCUUUGGACACAAGGCUAGCUUUCCUAGACCUCUUCCCAGCAUUCCUUUCCCUAGGUGGUAGACAUGUACUAGAUGAGCCCUCCAAGGCACAGUCCUGAUGCACAGUUAAGGAAUGUCCCUGUCUGAGACAGAGGGGCUCUGGGGUGUGUGUGUGUGUGUGUGAGCAGGCUCCUCCCAUUCUUGCUGUUUUCUCCUUUCUUUCCUUUCUGUGCUGUGCCAGCCUUCUUGUUGUGCAUCUCUGUUCUCCUGAUCCACUCCUCCUCGGUCUGUUCUUCCCCACCUCACACCUAAGGUACUACUUCUUUAUUUCUGUUCUGCUCCGUGUCUCUAUGGGGUUUCCUGCCUUACAUCUCUGUCUUAGGGUUCUUACUGCUCUGAUGAAACACCGUGACCAAAAGCAACUUGGGGAGAAAAGGGCUUAU